Dovyalis caffra is the source of this 414-nucleotide messenger RNA. The record is from the annotation of a GenBank genome assembly. NCBI's taxonomy places the organism in Eukaryota, Viridiplantae, Streptophyta, Magnoliopsida, Malpighiales, Salicaceae.
AUGGCUUGUACCAAGCAAACAACAAGAAAAUCUACAUAUGGUAAAGCCUCAAGGAAGCAAUCAGCCACCAAGACAAUUGGGAAAUCGGAUCCAACUCAUCGGAGGAGUGAUGAAGCCUCAUCGUUUCGAGCUAGAACAAUGGCCUCGAAAGAAAUUAAGAAAUACCGGAUCGAAGACCAUCGAGGUGUUAAUAGGGAAAUUAUCUUUUUAAAGGCUAAGGUUCCUCACGUUUCCAUGGGUACCCCAAUUCAGCAAGAGUUUAACCCUAAAUCUUCUUUCUAUAAACAGCUUGCGAAUGCCGUGAAUGAGGGAAAAUUGGUACCUAAAUACGUUAUUUUUGGGUUGUUAUCAAAGAGGCUUGAAAAGGGUUAUUAUAGAGGUGAAAAUGGGUUUAUUUUGGAUGAAAUAUCGUAA